AUGGGUGUGGAGAAUUUGGGAUUGAAUUUCGCACAUAGUGUCAGUAGAGGACGGAACGUGGCUGUAAGGCGGAGCGGAGUUGCCAGUCUCUGGUUCUUGCAUGGUGAUGAUAUUUUUGACCGUGCGCUUCGUGUAGAAGGGAGAGAAAGGCCAAUAUUGAAAGUCAAGUGGUUAGAUUUGAUUUUUCAAGACUUCGGAGCACCAUGGCCUCCAAACCAUAAUAGAGGAUAUCUGGAAACAGAAUCAUUAUUCCAUUCCAAGAUGCUUCUCACACCAAACCAAGCAAUGGUUAUAAAAUUUUCUAUUCAGUUUGACGACAACUAA
Molecule: messenger RNA, 324 nt
Organism: Dovyalis caffra
Lineage: Eukaryota; Viridiplantae; Streptophyta; Magnoliopsida; Malpighiales; Salicaceae
Source: the annotation of a GenBank genome assembly